GGGGUCUUGUAGAAGUUUCCCUAAGUUUGCAUCUCCAUGGCAACUCGUUUGAACAUCUCCUCUGCCGCGGACUUUGGCCCUUCUCGACCAUCACCGCUGCCCCAAAAUAUCAAUAUGUGGGUUGCGGUGGCCCGCAAACGCCAGGGCUGUCGCUCGUGCGAGCUGAAAACAGACAAAAAGCCGCAUCGCUGCUCCUUCCGCUUCCUCGACCUCCCAGCAGAAAUCCGAAACCGCAUCUACAGCUACUACUUCGCCGCCUCUGACACGAAACCACAAUACAAUCUCGUCAACUACCGCGACCCACCGAUCACUCUAGCUUGCAAGCAGCUCCGCCGCGAGUCACUACCAAUCUUCUUCAGCGAAUGCACAUUCUUGCUCACCAUUGGCGCCAACUACUUCGAGCCAGAACGCAAAGCCGAAGCUGGAAGACUCUGCCUCCUCAAUCGAGUUUCUAGCCGCUUGAUCGCUCUCGGAGACAACAAUGUCUUGUUCCGGAACUUGCACAUUCGAGUCACUAUGUUGUGUUUUGCGAGUACGAUGAGACGGGAGUUGGUGUAUCCGAAGUAUAUGGAGCGUUAUCUGAUUGCUUGGAUCACUUUGCAGACGCAUCCGAAGCUGAAGUUUGGGGUUAAGCGCGGAAUGGGGUAUCCGAAGGUUGGACUGAGUGGUGUGUUGGAUCGGUAUGCGGAGCAGAUUGAGUCGACGUUGGAAGCUGCGAAGAGUGCUGCGUUGGAGUUGCGUGGACGAGAGGGGUUCAAGGGCUUUUCUUUGGUCGAUCUUGCCACCAUCGCCCAGGCUUUCUCUGUUUCUUGAUGGUAUGCUUCAUUUUCUUGUCGUCAUCGACUGAACAAUGCUAAUAGUUUCUCAACAGACCUCUACUUUCGGCGCUACAAGACACGACGACAUGCUGGAGACAGGGAUAGACAAAUGUGCGUGUGUGGCUCCUUCAUCUCAGCACGGAUGUGGAAGAAGACGCUUUGGUCGAGAUGAAAUAGAACUGCACAUGAGCAGUGGAUGGUUGAUGUCGGGAAUGGCAGCGGAGAAAUGGGGGAUGUAAUUGGUGCGGAGACGUGUCCGCUGCACAGACUGGCAGGUCAGGAAGGGUUUGGCG
Cercospora beticola is the source of this 1111-nucleotide messenger RNA. RefSeq lists its product as uncharacterized. Lineage: Eukaryota; Fungi; Ascomycota; Dothideomycetes; Mycosphaerellales; Mycosphaerellaceae. The record is from RefSeq and is a predicted model, not a curated record.